AGUUGGCGGCUCCCUCUCCCUACUCCUCCCCUCUCCCUCUUCGUCACGUGUGGGCGUGCGGGGGCCGCCUCCUGCCCCACCGUGGGCGGGAGCGCGUGCGUGUGAGGGGGACUCAGAGCGGGUGAGACCCUCUCGCCGUGGCGGCUCAGCUGCCGCUGGGAGCUUCUUGCCCGGGCGGCCGCGCUCCUUCCUUUUUGGCCGCUCUUCCUCGGGCCGCAAUAUGCCUCCGCUGCCCUCUGGCUGGUCGCCAUGCCGGGGAUUUGCAGGCGCUUGCCGUCCUCCUCGCUUCUGGGGCUGGCUGCCGCGUCGUGUUUGCCGCUGCUACUACUCUUGCUGCUGAGGGUCCGCCCGGGCUCUGCAGCCUCCACUAGCGCCCUCGAUCUGAGCCUCGGUAGGCAACCUCAGCAGCAGAAGGAACAGCGAGCCUCCCUAUCGGGAGCAUCUUCUUCUUCCUCAGCGGCCGUUCCAGAGUUUGCAGCAAGCCGAGAUCCGCUUCCUCCCACCCGCCAAACCUUUUCACGACUUUUGCUAUUAGACCCAUCUCUUCUCUUCCGUGUGGAUGUGUGCGAUCAGGAUGGCGCAGUGUGUUUACAUAAACUAAAAGGAUCUAUGUUUACACUGAAAGUGCAGGUCAAUGACAUCAUCAGUCAUCAGUAUCUGUGCCAAGCUGUUGUAGAAGUGUUUGUCAACCAUACAAAAACAAAUUCUACACUAACUGGAAAUAAUGGAGCAGUAUUAAUACGAGUUCCCUAUCAGCUAGGUCUAAGUUUAACUAUUGCGUCUUAUAAAGAUGGUUAUAUGUUAACACCUUUGCCUUGGAAGACUGGAAGAAUGCCAAUAUAUUCAUCAGUCACACUUUCACUGUUCCCCCAAAGCCAAGCAAAUAUAUGGUUGUUUGAUGAUACAGUUUUAAUUACUGGGAAAUUGUCUGAUGCCAAAUCUCAACCAAGUGUUCAAUUUCCAAAAUAUUUAAUAAAACUUCCUAUGAACCACCAUAUCACAAAUGUUACGGCCUACCUUACAGUGCCACAACAGUUUUUGAAAGUGGACCAUUUUCUCUAUACAACGGGAAUUCUUUUAAAUAAGUCAGGUUUCAAAAGUAUUGAAUUAACUCCUCUUGCUGCAAUAUGUGUAAACCUAUUUUCGGUUGGGAAAGAACUGAAAGUGGAUGGCCCCAUUCAGAUAACAUUGCCUCUCCUACCUACAAGUACUGUCAGAGCAGGAGAUCCUAUCCCAGCAUGGACCUUUGACAUGAAAACUGGUGCCUGGGUGAAUCGUGGAUUGGGCAUGGUAAAGGAUGCACAUGAUCAUCUUGUGUGGACGUACGCUGCUCCAAGUCUGGGCUAUUGGAUAGCAGCUCCACUGCCUGGAUCUAGAGACUCCAUUAUUACAACGGUCACUAAGGAUAUAACUGCAUACCACACAGUGUUCCUCACAGCCAUAUUGGGAGGCACUGUCAUCAUUAUCUUUGGGUUCUUUGCAGUUCUCCUUUGCUACUGCAGGGAUAAAUGUGGUCAGUCAAAAAAGAGAAGAAGAAAUACAACUCAGCGAGACAUCUUGAAAAAGGAUCAGACGACAUCAACAACUCACAUAAAUUAUCUUGGCAUUGGCAAAGGAUCACUGAAGCCAGAGGACAAAUCGCAGUUGUAUUCAACCAUGUUAUCCUCUUAUAGCCCCCAAAGAGGAGCUUUGGCUGAAGGGGAGGAGAGAAAAGGCCAUGACAGCUUUAAAAUCUACACAGAAGGUGCUUCAUACCAGUCCUCCAGCAAAAAUUCUCACUGUAGGACCUCAUCCGAGUCCUUGGAACCUAACAUGGGAGGGAGGCAUUUACAGCCAACAAAACAUAUUGGUGGCAGUGUUUCCCCUACAAGAGAUUUGCAAGAACAGAACUGCUAUCUUUCAACAAAUGAGGAAAUAUAUGGUCUCUCUUCCCUCCCUGAACAAUUAAUUCAUCUUUAUAGUCAACCUAUUGCCAUCCUUCAAACACCUGACCUCUUCCAUUCCCCGGAGCAGUUGCAUGCUGCCAAGUCAGCUACUUUGCCAAGAAAAGGACAAUUGGUCUAUAGCCCAAUGAUGGAGCCAAUGAAUCGGGAAAGUUAUACCCAGACAUUACCCAAGAUGCCCAUGCAUUCUCACCUGCAGGCACCGACAUCUAGAGAUGAAACAACUACACUAGAUGCCCAACAGGGCUUAUCCCCUCAAGCAACAAAUUGGGGGCGCUACACCAAUAGCUUGCUUGAGUCAGUUUCUGUCCCAGGAACGCUAAAUGAAGCUGUGGUCAUGACACCAUUUUCAUCUGAACUUCAAGGCAUUUCAGAACAAACCUUGCUGGAGCUUUCAAAAGGAAAACAAUCUCCACAUCCACGAGCAUGGUUUGUAUCAUUGGACGGCAAGCCAAUAGCUCAGGUGAGGCAUUCAUUCAUUGAUCUGAAGAAGGGCAGGAAGACUGAAAGUAAUGAUACUAGCUUGGACUCUGGCGUGGACAUGAAUGAACAUAAUCCCAGUCGAAAACUGGAGAGGGAGAAAACCUUCAUUAAAAGCAUGCAACAUUCUAAAGUUCUGUACCUGGAAGACUUGGAUCUCAGUAGUAGUGAAAGUGGGACCACAAUUUGCACACCUGAAGAUCAGACUAUGAAGCACAUGCCAGGUGGUGAUCCAGUCAUGGAGCAGCACCCAGAAGAGAUGCCUAGGAGGAAGAAAACAGCAGAAGACCACGAGGCUAGCCCUUCACCAGCCAAGAAACAGGGAAGGCCACCUCUGACUAAGAGAGACAGCAAGAACAAUAUAUGGAAGAAGAGAGAAGAGAGGCCACUCAUUCCAAUAAAUUAAAAUGGCAGUUAUGUCUGUAUAUUGGUC
Messenger RNA from Rhineura floridana, 2856 nucleotides. It is a transcript of the gene FAM171B, whose product is annotated as family with sequence similarity 171 member B. The transcript has 9 exons. Bases 250 to 2829 code for a protein of 859 amino acids. The record is from RefSeq and is a predicted model, not a curated record. Lineage: Eukaryota; Metazoa; Chordata; Lepidosauria; Squamata; Rhineuridae.